UGAUGACCGCAUCGUCUACGUCACCCGUGUCUCGUUUGCAUCCAUCUCACCACCGCACUCACCAGGCUUGGAAGAGAGCAGCCACAGCAUUGAGCGGCAGGUCACAUUGUACUGCGCCUCUGAUACUCGACUGCCGCCCGCACCCCAGCACUUCUUGCCCGUCGCCGCCGGAGCGAGCGCGCCUGGAAACAGCAGAGGUUGCGUCACACAGCCCUUUUGCAGCCUUGUCAAUUGCCUUGUCUCAUUACAGAGGGGGCCAUUGGUUCACACAGCACGAAGCCCAAAGAAAACAAAGAGCGAAAAGAAAUCCAGAACAAAGACACGCGCCGUCGCUAAAGGGAAAAGCAAGCCGAGCGCAAAGCAGGAUCGCCCUCUGUCACCACAUCCCGGGAAACGCCAAUUCAGCCCGCAUCUCUCCUACGUCAUCGCAUACCAUGGCCGCCGUUGCGACUCGACACUCCAACAACAACUCACCGCACCUUGGCGGCAAGAGCAUGACAUCGUCGCCACGCUCAACUCGCAAUUCCCAUCAACCCUCAGGUACGUCGCCGUCGCUCGCGCCACGUGAUCCCCUCGCACCUGUCAUCCACCAUCCUCCUUCACUUCACUCCAUCCCCUCCUCCCCACCAAUGCGCCUCGUGGUGGCGAUUGCGUUGCGACACUCCAUCUCCCAUCUCACUGCCCCGUCGGCGCGUCGCUCUGCACCGCUCAUAAGCAUGCGCGCCGUCCAGUCGCUUUGCUGAGCCUUGAUUGAUGACUGCGCUGCAUUCGCAAGCCCUUCGCGCCGCCCGACCUCACGCUAACCAUCUCUGCGCAUCGCCAGACUCCACCGUACCUGCCGUC
Molecule: messenger RNA, 843 nt
Organism: Neohortaea acidophila
Lineage: Eukaryota; Fungi; Ascomycota; Dothideomycetes; Mycosphaerellales; Teratosphaeriaceae
Exons: 2
Source: RefSeq, a predicted model, not a curated record